Molecule: messenger RNA, 3718 nt
Organism: Misgurnus anguillicaudatus (oriental weatherfish)
Lineage: Eukaryota; Metazoa; Chordata; Actinopteri; Cypriniformes; Cobitidae
Source: RefSeq, a predicted model, not a curated record
GAGAGAGAGAGAGAGAGAGAGAGAGUCUGAGGAGCGCAUGAACGCAGGCAGAGCGAAGCCGUGAUUGGGAAAUAAAUAAAGACGUCCUCAUAAUUUGCGCUCAUUUUUCCUCAUAAUGUAGAGUGACCAUUCCUGGUUACAAACAAAACUCGACAGUGGGGCAUACAACUUGCCUCUCUAAAAAGUUUCAGUCGCCUCGGUUUGUUCAUUUAUGCUUUCGGGGCUGUAAGCACGAAGUUGUGAGACUUGCGCUGGACUAUUUGCCUUGUGUUACGAAAACAACCUGUCAAAGGGAACAGCUCGGAAUAAAAAGGGCAACACAUUCGAAAACGUCUUUCGCCAGAUCUCUAGGUAUGUCUGUAGAACAUAGUUCAACUCUGGACAGGUAACCAGGUGUGUCACCGUGGCCAUGGCAACACAGAUGCUGCCAUUGUUGCCUGCCUUUUUUUCUGUCUUCCUCAUUUCCUGGACAGUGGGCCAGGACCUGGAUUGGCAUUUUGACACGGCGAAAUGUCGCUACGCUCUGGGCAUGGAGGAUGGCACCAUACCCGACUCUGACAUCACCGCAUCCAGCGCCUGGUCCGACUCCACCGAAGCCAAACACGGCAGGUUGAGUACUGGAGAAGGGGAUGGGGCGUGGUGUCCAGCCGCUCCUGUGUUCCCCAGCGCUUCGGAGUACCUGCAGGUAAAUCUACACACACUGCAUUUCCUGUCCCUGGUAGGGACGCAGGGUCGACACGCAGACGGCCUCGGGCGGGAGUUUGCACGCGGUUACCGGCUUCGUUACUCGCGGGACGGACGAAACUGGAUAACUUGGAGGGAUCGCUGGGGGCAGGAGGUGGUGUCGGGCAAUGAGAAUACGUAUGAUGUGGUGCUGAAAGACUUGGGUCCGCCCAUUAUAGCACGCAUGGUGCGGUUCUACCCGCUUGCGGACCGCGUGAUGAGCGUAUGUUUAAGAGUUGAACUCUACGGUUGUCUCUGGAAAGAUGGACUGAAUGCUUACACCGCUCCUAUGGGUCAUGUGAUGCAACUGUCUGGCUCACCUGUCUACCUGAACGACUCUGUUUAUGAUGGCAGUAAAGAAGAAGGGAUGUUGUUUGGAGGAUUAGGCCAGCUGUGUGAUGGCGUUUUAGGUGGGAAUGAUUUCAUGGAGACUAAAGAGUUGAGAGUGUGGCCAGGAUAUGAUUAUGUGGGCUGGAAUCAAGAAACGCUCGGACAGCCAACUGUUGACAUUGAAUUUCACUUUGAGAAAACAAGGGUCUUUCACACUAUGCAGGUGCACAGCAAUAAUAGACAUACUCAAAAUGUGCGCGUGUUCAGCGGGGUGGUGUGUGAGUUUAAGCCUAGUCUGUUGAGCCCAUGGGCGGAGCCUCCGCUCAGCCUUCAGGUGCCACUGUCUGACCUGCACGACCCCUCGUCCCGCAUCAUCUCACUGCCUCUCGGAGGACGACCGGCUCAAAUUCUCCGCUGUCGCUUUGCUUUUAGUGAUCGUUGGCUUCUCAUUAGUGAAAUCAGCUUCUUCUCUGUGCCCUUUGAGGACGGAUCUCUCCCUCUUCCUCCUCUUCCUUCAUCCAGCACAGCUCCUAUCAAUGUCACCCAUCCGGAUACCCACAGCACGGCAAACAUCACCAGCAGCACUACCGGUGAAGACCUCAUGAACACUUCCCUCGUGCUGCCCAGCAGCAUGUCAACAGCCAUCACUCCGAGGGCGGGGCUACCUGUGGCCAAAGAUGACAGCAGCAACACGGCCAUCCUGAUUGGCUGCCUGGUUGGAAUUAUUUUGCUCCUAUUAGCUGUCAUAGCCGUCAUACUUUGGAGGCAGUACUGGAAGAAGCUACUCGGAAAGGCACAGGGCAGUCUCUCCAGCGAUGAGCUACGCGUUCACCUUUCAGUUCCGUCGGACAACGUGGUGAUCAACAACACCAACACGCAUACCUACUCCAGUCGCUAUCAGCGCAUACACACUUACCCUGAUGACAGAGAGCGAGAAGGCGAAUACCAGGAGCCCAGCACUGUACUGCGAUCCCGGGAGCAAUGUGACAGCACAGCACUGCUGUUAAACAACCCAGCCUAUCAUCUUCUCCUGUCUGACCUGACACAUGGUCCCAACAGGCUGACAAACUGCCACAGCCAGCAGGAAAAGCCCCAAAACCUGUCCCAGGCCUGUGCUAUUGAUAUGGUUGAUAAAGGCCUGCCCAUUCAGGAGGGUCCGCCUCCUUAUCCUGGAGCCCCGCCCCCUUGUCUAUCAGGGCUUCAUUAUGGAGAAGCAUCGGGGAGUGUUCCUCAUUAUGCCGAGGCUGACAUCAUCAGUCUACAAGGAGUUAGUGGUAACAACACAUAUGCAGUCCCAGCUCUCUCAGCCACACCCACUGACUGCCCACCAUUACCUGAGCUGCCACGGGAACGACUUAUAUUCAAGGAAAAAUUGGGAGAGGGCCAGUUUGGCGAGGUUCACUUGUGUGAGAUUGAAAACCCACAGGACCUUACAAAUCUGGAGUUCCCAUUUAAUGUCAGGAAAGGUCGCCCUCUGCUGGUGGCUGUUAAGAUUUUAAGGCCAGAUGCAUCUAAAAAUGCCAGGAACGACUUUCUAAAAGAGGUGAAGAUUUUAUCUCGCCUGAAGGAUCCAAACAUCAUCCGUCUGCUCGGUGUGUGCGUGAGCAGUGAUCCGCUCUGUAUGGUCACAGAGUACAUGGAGAGCGGAGACCUCAAUCAGUAUCUAUCCCACAGAGCAUUGCUGGACAAGACAGGACCUUUACAUAACACACCGACCAUCAGUUACCCAGCUUUGAUCUCCAUGGCAAGUCAGAUCGCAUCAGGGAUGAAGUUCUUGGCAUCUCUGAACUUCGUGCACCGAGACCUUGCCACACGUAACUGCUUGGUAGGCGGAGAGAGGGGCGAGGUGGAGGACGGAAACGGGGAGCGUCAAAUAAAGAUAGCAGACUUCGGCAUGAGCAGGAACCUCUAUGCUGGUGAUUACUACAGGAUACAGGGCAGAGCUGUGCUGCCGAUUCGCUGGAUGGCAUGGGAGUGCAUUCUUAUGGGGAAGUUUACUACAGCGAGUGACGUUUGGGCAUUUGGCGUGACGCUAUGGGAGAUGCUGAGUGUUUGUCAGGAGCAACCGUACAGUCACAUGACUGAUGAGCAGGUCAUUGACAACGCCGGGGAGUUUUUCAGAGACCAGGGGAGACAGGUGUACCUGGCUCGCCCGGCCGUGUGCCCGCAGGGUUUAUACGAGCUGAUGCUUAGCUGCUGGAACAGAGACUGUAAACUACGCCCUUCUUUUGCGUACAUUCACUCCUUUCUCACUGAAGACGCCAUGAACAUGGUAUAAAAAAAGCGAGGGGGGCGGAGACCGGACACAGAGGGUGGAUGAAAGAAUGUGUGUAUGGACCACAGACUGGUGGUGUGUUUUUUACACAAACACGGCUAAGCACUCUUAUGUAAAUUUGUGUAUUUUAUGUUCGUGGGUUGGGCGAACAAAACCGCAGGUUCGGUGCCCAUAAAUGACCCGUUUUUCACCCCUUCAUCCUUAGAUUCUCAACUCUUAAAGCAACAUUUUAUCCCGUUUUAAUCAUCUGUAGUGUUGCUGUUCCCCCACUGUUACUUAUUUCAUUGUCAUUCCACAGUAUUUGGUUUUUACAGAGCUUAGAUUUCCCAGAAUGCACAACAGAAAUAGCCAGGUCACUCUUUUUUAUUUAAGUAUAAAUAAUUGAAAAUG